AGGAUGUGACCAGCAGAGAGAGAGCGAGCUCUGCUCCAUUUACCUGCAAAGUGAUGUUUACCCUCAUCUCUACCUCCAUGGAAACAUGACCAAAAGCGUUCAAUAUCACCUGGCUCACACGCUUACCUGUCAUUCUGCAGUGAGGAGAAGUGCGACCUGCCCGUGCUGAACACUUGCUUACGCAGAUUUAAGUAGUAAUGGAGGCUCUACUGCAGGGGCGAACAGAGAGGCUCUUCAUGGCUGCGGAGGAUUUCGCACUGUCUCUUUUGUGUACAUUUGUGGACUGGUACAACAGCUCGGGACAGGCAGAGCGUCUCGGCAGACAGUUUGCCCAGACUAACACCUCUCGUACUGCAAUGGAACUGUUUGUUCAAGAGUGGCACAUUUUUCUGCCUCCUCAACAAAUGAGGGUAAUCCAGAUCUGCCCCAUCCUAGGAUUUCUGGCUGUAUUUUUAACCACACCAAUUCUCCUGGCCCGGAUCCUGUUCAAAGCUCACCUGCGGCAACAGACUCGCUACCUGCUCCUGGCCAAUGCCUUGUUUAGCGACCUUCUCUUUGUGGCUCUCUACAUGCUAACCACCUGUUUGAAUACAGCUGCUGUGCUGAUGUCAGACGUGGCCUGUGCUGCCAUGCUCUUUCUGAUGGGUAUCUUUUACAGUGGUGGGCUCUUCAGCGCCACCGCCAUAGUGCUGGACACUUCCUUAGCGAUAUUAGCACCAUUACGAUAUGCUACGCUGUGGCCUAUCUCCAGAACCUAUUCUGCUGUCCUCACUAUCUGGGUUGUGUCUUUCUUGUUCCCUGCUGCCUCUGUGGGUCUCUUUCUGUGGUACCAUAGGAUGAGCCCCUGCACCCAACACAUCUGCUCUCUUCCUUUGGUGCUUGUUCUAACUGUUAGCCACUCAAAGCCACUCCAGGUGUGCAUGCUGCUAACUGUCACGGCUGUCCUUAUCACCUUGCUCCUGGUGGUCGCUGGUUACGCGAUACUUUACUGUCAUACCAGCAAAUCCGGCGUGUGGCGAGGAGAGCGGUCAUCCAGGGCUAAGGGAACGUUUCUCGUUCACUACCUCCACCUGUUCUUGUCUGUGUGUCCCAUGUUGCUUCUGAUCAUCGAGUUGCUGUUGUACAGCUAUAGUAGUGAGCUGCAUCCCAGUGCAGGUCUCUGGGUGUCGCUGGUGCUAUGUAACAUCCUGUUGGUUUUGCCCAAAGCCCUGGCACCCUACCUGUAUGGACUCAGGUACAGGGACCUGCGUGGGGCUCUGCUGGAUUUAUUUAGGCUGAAUAGACCUAGGGCCAUCACACCUGUGAUAUGACUGCUAAUUUUUUGCUUGUUUUUUUUAUGAAGAUUUUAUGUGUAAAAGGGUUUAAUAGGAAAUUUUACUUUCCUUAGACUUAGCCUGCUAAAUAUUUAACCUGCUGUCUAAUUCGGAUAAAAUUCCAAAACUGCUAAUCAUGGGCUAUGUUUAAAAAAUAAAAAAAAAGCAUAUUUGUAUACUGCCCCAGUACUAUAUCCUAUUCCUUGAAGAAGUGUGCUGUGUAUUUUGCAUUACUUAGUAAACACCAACUCUUCAUUUGCCUAUUUACCAGUCGAAUUCACCUAUGCAGGCAGUUAUUAAAGACUUUAUUGUUUUUCUGUGCUCCAGUUCUUUCUAACCUGUAAACAAGUAUACAUUACAUAUCCUCUGUUUCGUCCCUUCUAAAUCCUAGAUGUGUAUUGCAACAACACUGAAUAAAACCAGAUCAAGAUUCAAGGUUCAUUUGUCACAUAGUGGGCACAAAGUCCAAAAACUAAAAGAACAUCAAAUAGAAUCAACUGUUGUGAAUCUUUCUACUGUUAUCUUGUUCACAUUUCCAAUAUAUAAGCCAAA
This is a messenger RNA of Clarias gariepinus (North African catfish), 1865 nucleotides long. RefSeq names its product probable G-protein coupled receptor 148. NCBI's taxonomy places the organism in Eukaryota, Metazoa, Chordata, Actinopteri, Siluriformes, Clariidae. Gene Ontology annotation, molecular function: G protein-coupled receptor activity. The transcript has 2 exons. Gene Ontology annotation, biological process: G protein-coupled receptor signaling pathway. The coding region runs from base 198 to 1310 and encodes 370 amino acids. The record is from RefSeq and is a predicted model, not a curated record. Gene Ontology annotation, cellular component: membrane.